AUGAAAAUCGGGUGCUUUCCGGUUCGACCGCUGCUCUAUACGCUCGCAGCGCUCGGAAUCUUCCGUGCAGGAUUCCAAUUCUACUGGGGACAUCAUCAUGUCUGCACAGCAAUCAUCCCACUCUUCUACUUCGCUUUCAACAUCUUCUUGAUCAUCGCCGUUCACAAACGAGAGGUCAAGACUUUGAAGUGGGCUCAGAGAGCAACUCUCGCCGCUUCAAUCCUCUCUGUGAUUCCAUUCCUUCUCCUCCCAGUGUUCACAGCAAGCUUCCUUGCUUCUGGAGAAUGGGAGAAAUGGGACGCCAACGACACCCACGUCCAUCCGGAGAAGUACGGUAACUUGACGUCUCCAGACUUCCGCUUCUUCAUCGGUGCCACCGCUGGACUCAUCGUCGAGGCCGGAGCAGCUUUCCUCAUUGCAGUUGAGCUCUUCAAGUACUUCCUCAUCACCAGAAUCUGGCGCGCCGAACACGACCUCGGAAUUCACACCGAAGGAUUCGACUGUCCAUAA
This is a messenger RNA of Caenorhabditis briggsae, 510 nucleotides long. The transcript is spliced from 3 exons. NCBI's taxonomy places the organism in Eukaryota, Metazoa, Nematoda, Chromadorea, Rhabditida, Rhabditidae. The coding region runs from base 1 to 510 and encodes 169 amino acids. The record is from RefSeq and is a predicted model, not a curated record.